GGUCAUUGUAACUUUCAUAGAGACGAAACUUCAUUCUUCACUUAAGCUGCCUUAGCUGUAUACAACUAAUUAUGAAAUAUAGAUGUCGUUCUAAGAUCUUUAGGCUGGCGUUUCUUAACGUGGCCGUUGUCUGCUAUUUUCUGGAUAGUUUUAAUGUAGUAUCAGAAGCUACACGCGUCGUUUCAAAGUUUGCCCGUUGCGCUUACCGUAAAAACAGAAUACUGAACAAGCAUCCCGUGAGAAUAGUAAACGGUAUUGACAGAAUUGAAUGUUUAGACCGCUGCAUGAAAACACAGGGGUGUCAGGCUUUUAACUUUCGUCCUGGUCUCUGCAGUCUUCUUAAUAUUAGCUUGUGUGAAAGAAAAGGUCUGACCUUGGAGGAUGCACCUGGUUCUUGUUAUUUUGACUUGGAAAGUGUGAACUCAAGAGAGGCGGAAGGUCCUCUCUGGACGACGCCAUUCUGUACUGAGAAAGGACUUUGUUCGCGCCGUUGUGAAGCUGUUGUGCCUAUGAAGUAUCUGAACGAACCCUGCAUUGAAGACUCGGAGUGUAAACCAAGGACAGGUCGGUUCGCUGUCUGUCGGCAAGACCACUGUAAAUGUGAGGAUGGAUACUGGAUUGAAAAUAUUACAACAUGUACAAAACUUCCUGUUCCUGGGUAUGUCAGACACAACACUCACUACUACAAAAUCUCCAAAGAAAUGUUAAACUCUAAAGCUGCUGAAGUCCACUGCCGAAACCACGAGAGUACCCUGGCCAAGGUGGAAAAUAGAGAGGUCUACGAGUUUCUGUUCAAUUUGUUGGUCCAACAUAACGUUUCAUCGGCCUGGGUAGACAUCACAGCCGAAGUGAAAGCAAACAAAGUGAAGAUAUUAGGAAACAGCAUCCCUAACAUUGCAAUUUCACGCCAUUGUACCGAGCUGAAAACGAGUCUAAAGGAUGAGAAGUUUGGAGAUGGAAAAUGUGGCAUGGAAAACACAUUCAUAUGCCAGUUUAAAGGAAAAAACUGAAAACUUCUGUUGUAGCAGUAACUCGGAAUAGGUUCUAAAAACAAUAAAUCAAAAUUAGAAUUUUAAUCUAUAAGUAGUUAAC
This is a messenger RNA of Limulus polyphemus (Atlantic horseshoe crab), 1092 nucleotides long. RefSeq lists its product as uncharacterized. The coding region runs from base 72 to 1010 and encodes 312 amino acids. Lineage: Eukaryota; Metazoa; Arthropoda; Merostomata; Xiphosura; Limulidae. The record is from RefSeq and is a predicted model, not a curated record. The transcript has 4 exons.